This is a messenger RNA of Nomia melanderi (Alkali bee), 2522 nucleotides long. RefSeq lists its product as uncharacterized. The record is from RefSeq and is a predicted model, not a curated record. NCBI's taxonomy places the organism in Eukaryota, Metazoa, Arthropoda, Insecta, Hymenoptera, Halictidae.
GUUGACUUAAGUAGAGUGCGCUCGAGUAGUGAGUAUUUUAUGGUACCCAAGCAUACAGUGACACGGACUCGUGGAUUGAAAAUCUCAUUAUAUUAAUGGCGGUAUUGUAUCCCGAGGUGCGUGCAAACUGCUCGACCAAUUGAUCAGUGACGAUUUCGUGUUCAGUGGUGGUUCUUUGUAAGCCAUUAGUUAGUGGUCGCCGUGAGACCCGAACUGCAUUUGAAUUGCAUUCGAGAGUGGUCGGUGAACGGUACCGGGAGAGCCUGUCUUUCUUUCACCAAAGAUCACCGAGAACCGAACGCGACGUCGAUGACUCUGCCGAAAGGAAAACGGUCGUGGUAGCACGUUCUUCCGCGUCCAGCUAUUGAGGUUAGUCAGAAAAGUAUUGGUUUCCAAUAACAGUAUUCCAGCCGGUCCGCUCCGUGAAGUGUCACAACGGUUGAUAUUCCACUCCCCUUUGUCGGAGGGUUCUUUAAAUGACAAGCGAUCAUGGCAAUGUCUGGGUCUGAUAGAAAGCCGAGAGUCGUGGUUCUAGGAGGAUGCGGUUUCAUAGGACGUAAUCUCGUCGAGUAUCUGUUGGAUAACGAUCUCGUCUCGUUCGUGCGCGUCGUGGACAAAGUACCACCGCAGACUGCUUGGCUCAACGCUAAACACCAACAAAUAUUUGAGCAUCCCUCGCUUGAAUUUAAGAGCGCGAAUUUAAUUAAUACAGUAUCUUGUCAAAAUGCAUUUGCGUCUGAUGAUCCGUUUGAUUAUGUGAUUAAUUGUGCCGGGGAAACGAAGAGUGGUCAGACUGACCCUGUGUACAAAGAAGGAAUCUACAAGCUGAGCAUGAACUGUGCUCAACAAGCAGCGAAAUUACAAGUCGAACGUUAUGUAGAGAUAUCUUCUGGUAAUUUUAAUGCUUCCGAAAAAAAUCCUCAUAAAGAAGAUGAGAUUGGAGAACCUUGGACAUAUGUUGCAAAAUAUAAGCUGCAAGUAGAGAACGAUUUAAAGAAUGUACCAAAUUUAAAAUACACAGUGCUUAGACCAGCUAUUGUGUAUGGGUGUGGAGACAAAACUGGUCUAGCACCACGUUUGGUAGUAGGAGCAGUUUAUAAGCAUUUAGGAGAAAUGAUGAAAUUACUUUGGGGACCAGAUCUUCAUAUGAAUACAGUUCACGUAAGAGAUGUAGCUAGAGCUAUCUGGUAUGUAGCAAAUAGGCCAGAUACAAUGGGCCAAACAUAUAAUGUCGUUGAUGAAGGUGAUUCAACUCAAGGAUCAAUCAGUGCUAUAGUUUCUGAAUUAUUUAAUAUCAAUCAUGAUUACUGGGGCACUACACUGUCUACAUUCGCUAAAACAGAUAUGAGCUCUGUAGUGGAAGAAGUGAAUGACAAGCAUAUGGGACCCUGGGCAGAAGCUUGCAAUAAGGAUGGAGUGGAGAAUAGUCCUUUAUCCCCGUACAUAGACCAAGAACUUCUCUACAACAAACAUUUGUAUUUACAACCAGGAAAAUUAUUAAGUACUGGGUUCACUUAUAUGUAUCCGAAACUCACAAAUUCAGCUCUGAAAGAGGUUCUCGAUGAUUAUGUGAGCAUGAAGAUAUUUCCACAUUCAUUGGUCCUAUGAAAUGUAGCAAUGCAAACUGCCAAGAUGAAUUAUUGAAACAGCUUACAAUGAUUUGUAUAAAUAACUUUUUGGAGCGUUUCACCUUGUGCCUAGUAAUCUAUGCAAGUUAUGUACUUUAUUGUAUGUUAUACAUUUUACUCGUAUUUUACCCGCUAACAAAUACUGUUAGUCAAGUUUAUAGAGUAUACAAGAUGGAAUACGAAGAUUUCAUAUAGUAAGCCUAUCUGCAAAUGUGAUAAACUAGGAAUUAAUGUACUUAAUUUUAUCAUAGUUUGAGCUAUGAAAAAUGUUUGCACGUUAACGUUGGCUAGUCAGUUUUUGACUCGUGUAUAAGGGAAUAACGUGAAGUUGGAAAAAUACUGAAGUGCAAACACGAGACUAGAUAUUUACAUGCCGAAACUUAAUAUAUUAUAGCAUGUAGACGUUGUUUGGAUGAAUAUUUUAGAGAAUUAUGUACAUCGUCAAAAAAUGCUUUUUAUAAUGCAUUUCUCCAAGACUGGAAAAAUAAAUAUAAUUGUUAAAAUGAAAAAAGAGAUAACUGAGAUGGGAUUCAUAGAAAGUUAGGAGGGACUUUACGUUUUUAUAUCCACUGCAUUCCAAUAUAUAGAUCUUCCAUUGAGCUGUGACUCGGGACUUCAGAAAUCUUUUUAUUCCAAGCAAAUAAUAACGGUUUCGUAAGUUUAGAAAUAUUAGAUACAUUCGAAUUAUAUAAUGUAUUAAAUCAAGUACAAAUAAUAUUACUUAAGCUAGAAAAAUAUUUCUAAAACGCCAAACACAUGAAAUUUGAGUAGGUUUAUUACACGAAAAAAACGGUAAGCCUAAUUUUGCAUCGGAUUGUAUAACAAAAUAAAUGCAUAGGCUAACGGCACGUAACUGCCAAUUAAAAUUAAUAGUAUUACUCUUUUGAAACAAUU